Messenger RNA from Pristis pectinata (smalltooth sawfish), 429 nucleotides. RefSeq names its product guanylin-like. The coding region runs from base 1 to 429 and encodes 142 amino acids. Gene Ontology annotation, molecular function: guanylate cyclase activator activity. Gene Ontology annotation, cellular component: extracellular region. Lineage: Eukaryota; Metazoa; Chordata; Chondrichthyes; Rhinopristiformes; Pristidae. The record is from RefSeq and is a predicted model, not a curated record. The transcript is spliced from 3 exons.
AUGGUGCAGGAAGCCCCAGACUCGUGCAGGAGGCCGGGCGAGGAGACCAGCAGUGGUUCCCCUUGUUGUCCCGGUAAUUAUGUGGCUCUCGGACCUGUGCUCAGAGAAUGCACUGCUGAUGGAAACUACACGUUCCCCUUGGAGGAUGUGAAGCAGCUGUGGGCGCUGAUGGACACUCUGGUUGAAAGUGACCCAGUUGUUGCCAGCUCCGUCUCUACUGGACUGUGCCUUUCCCCUGAGCUGCCAAAGGUGUUUCGGCCAGUUUGCACCUCGAGAGAUGCCAAUCAGGUUUUCCUCAGGCUGGAGGAAAUAGCACAGAAAGCUGAUGUAUGUGAAAUCUGUGCCUAUGCCGCCUGCAGUGGCUGUGAAUCUGUAGGACAGACCCUGAACCAAGACGACGGUGAUGGUAAAAAUGGCGGCAGCGUGUAG